Messenger RNA from Glycine soja, 820 nucleotides. RefSeq names its product vacuolar iron transporter homolog 4-like. The record is from RefSeq and is a predicted model, not a curated record. Gene Ontology annotation, molecular function: manganese ion transmembrane transporter activity; iron ion transmembrane transporter activity. The coding region runs from base 62 to 715 and encodes 217 amino acids. NCBI's taxonomy places the organism in Eukaryota, Viridiplantae, Streptophyta, Magnoliopsida, Fabales, Fabaceae. Gene Ontology annotation, biological process: intracellular manganese ion homeostasis. The transcript has a single exon. Gene Ontology annotation, cellular component: membrane.
CAUUUCCCAUCUCAUACAACUGUACAUUGUUUAUCAUAUAUUUCUCUUGCAGCAGCUAGCCAUGGCAAACAACAAUAUUCAACCAUGCCAUGACGACCUUGAUCCUAGAGAAGCCAACAACCCUUCAAAGAUGUUAAACUUGGACGUGGAAGGACAGAGAGAGGGUUUUGACUAUGCAAAGAGGGCACAGUGGCUUAGAGCUGCUGUUUUGGGUGCCAAUGAUGGUUUGCUCUCAACAGCAUCCCUCAUGAUGGGAGUUGGAGCUGUGAGGAAAGAUGUUAAGAGUAUGAUGCUGACUGGGGUUGCAGGGCUGGUGGCUGGAGCAUGCAGCAUGGCCAUUGGAGAGUUUGUUUCUGUAUACUCACAGUAUGAUAUUGAGUUGGCUCAGAUGAAAAGAGAGGGAAACAUGGAUGAGAAGAAGGAUAAGUUGCCGAACCCCUAUUAUGCUGCUUUUGCCUCUGCCCUUGCGUUUGCUAUUGGGGCAGGGGUGCCACUACUUGGUGCUGCCUUUGUCAAUAGCUAUAAGGCAAGGUUAGGGGUGGUGGCGGCUGUUGUCACCCUUGCUUUGAUCGUCUUUGGAGAUUUGGGGGCCUUUUUAGGGAAAGCACCCAGGGUUAAGUCCACUCUCAGGGUUUUGAUUGGGGGGUGGUUGGCCAUGGCUAUUACUUUUGGUUUAACAAAGCUUGUAGAUCAUCUUGGACUUGGAGUAGCUUGAUCCACACACACACACACACAUAUAUAUAUAUAUGCUGAUUUCCAUUUACCUUUUUUCUUUUCUAUAUGCCUCUGCCUAGCUAGAUAGAUCUGGUUUCAUUUGUUA